Molecule: messenger RNA, 553 nt
Organism: Psylliodes chrysocephalus
Lineage: Eukaryota; Metazoa; Arthropoda; Insecta; Coleoptera; Chrysomelidae
Source: the annotation of a GenBank genome assembly
CAACACUGUUGGCAACACUGCUUCAGUGUUUCUUCUGGUUUCUUUUCUGUCAAAAAAUAGUGCUGCUGUUGUCGGCAUUAAAAAUGAAGUUCAACAAAUUAGUGACUGCUUCUAGAAGCAAAAAUAGGAAACGGCAUUUCACUGCCCCUUCUCACAUCAGAAGGACUUUGAUGUCCGCACCUCUUUCAAAAGAACUUAGACAAAAAUACAAUGUAAGCACUAUGCCCAUCCGCAAAGAUGACGAAGUACAAGUUGUGAGGGGUCAUUAUAAAGGCCAACAAGUAGGUAAAGUUGUUCAAGUAUACAGGAAAAAAUUCGUUAUAUAUAUUGAACGAAUUCAGAGAGAAAAAGCGAAUGGAGCUAGUGUAUAUGUAGGAAUUCACCCUUCCAAAGUCGUUAUUGUUAAGUUGAAAAUGGACAAAGAUAGGAAGAAGAUUAUUGACCGCAGAGCCAAGGGACGUUUGGCUGCUUUGGGCAAAGACAAAGGAAAAUACACUGAAGAAUCAGCUGCAUCUGCUGUAGAAACAUCUUAAGUGUAGAAUUAAUUUUUAUU